Molecule: messenger RNA, 5010 nt
Organism: Astrephomene gubernaculifera
Lineage: Eukaryota; Viridiplantae; Chlorophyta; Chlorophyceae; Chlamydomonadales; Astrephomenaceae
Source: the annotation of a GenBank genome assembly
GCCUUACUUCGUGAAUUAUUGAACAUAUUCUUCUACCGCACGGAGCAAUUUCAUACGUCUUUCAAACUUCGCUUCUCCUCAGUUGCCGAACGCAAAGUAGCAAAUAAUAUAAUAGACGACAUACGUUAUGCGUGACAGGUCAGAGAGGCGCCUAUUAGGCGCCCUCUUUCCGUUGGCACUGCUAGCUUUUGCCAGCGCAUACUACGUGCCUGGCACUUACCCAGCGGAGUUCAAAGUUGGAGAACCCCUGCAAGUUCAUGUCAGUACUUUGACAUCGUUUGAUACGGAGCUGCCCUAUGAGUACUACACGAUGCCUUUCUGCAAGCCUGCGGAGGGCGUGCACCGGAUUGCCAACGCUGCGAACCCGGGGACCAUCUUGGAAGGCAUCCGGAUAGAGAACUCGCCAUACAACUUUUCUAUGAAGGUCAAGCAAACGGGCCUUAAGGCCUGUCCAAAGGGGUCGUAUGGGCCGCUUACAGGCCAUGAGGUCAAGACCCUUCAGCGGCUGAUUGACCAGCACUACCGGGUCAACCUCAUCUUGGACAACCUGCCGGUCACCGUGUACGACCUGCUGGAUGAGAAGAACGAGUUCCUGCGUCCGGGCUUCGAGCUGGGCUUCAAGCGCGACGGCAAGUACUACAUCCACAACCACCUCGUCUUCAACGUGCUCGUCUACAUGACGCACGGGGAGUACACCGCGGCUCGCGACUCCUACGCCAAGUCCCUCACCGUGGACUCCCUGGACACCCGCCACCACCGCCACCUGCUCCGGAACCCCCACCAGAACAGCCGGGCCCUGCUGGGAGGCGACUCGGAGGCUGCCUCCGCCGCCGCUACUGCCACUGCCAGUGCAGAGGGUGCGGAUGGUACGGCAGCGGCGAGUACGGCAGAGGCGGGCAACCCGCCGUACUACAUGGUGGUUGGGUUUGAGGUGUCGCCAUGCUCCAUCGCAAGGAAGGCAGGCGCGGAGAUUGAGGAUAUCGUGUGCGGCGUGGAUGAUAAUUCGCACAUCACGCCUCAGGAGAUCAAGGAGGGCGCCAACAUCGUGUACACGUACGACGUGUAUUGGCAGGACAGCAAGAUCAAGUGGGCCUCGCGUUGGGAUGCGUACCUGCGCAUGCCGGGCGGCAAGGUUCACUGGUUCUCCAUCGUCAACAGCCUGCUGGUGGUGCUGGUCAUGGCAACCAUCGUUGCCAUGAUCCUCAUCCGUACAGUACGGCGGGAUCUCUCAAAGUACGAGGCGCUCAUGGUGGACGGCUCGGCGCCCGGCGGCGGCGCCGACCCACGGGACGAGGCGGGCUGGAAGCUGGUGGCGGGUGACGUGUUCCGCUCGCCUGCCAGGUCGUUCAUGCUGGCAGUGCAGGUUGGCACCGGCGUUCAGAUCCUGGCCGCCUCCCUGGUGACUCUGGUCCUCGCAACGCUGGGCUUCCUCUCCCCCGCCGCCCGGGGUGCGCUGCUGACCGCCGGCAUCGUCUUCUUCGUGCUGCUGGCGGGCCUGGCGGGCUUCACAGCGGUGUACGUGUGGGGGCUCAUGGAGCGGUCCUUCAACAACUGGCAGGGCGUCGCUGCGCGUGUGGCUGUCUACUACCCCGGCCUGAACCUCCUCAUCUUCACCAUCCUCAACCUGGCCAUCCACCACACCGGCUCCACCGGCGCCAUCCCCCUCGGCAUGUACUUCUCCCUCGUGGGCACCUGGUUCCUGGUGGCCACGCCGCUCACCUUCAUCGGCGGCAUGCUCGCAGUCCGCGUCCCGCUCCUGGACUGGCCCGUCAAGACCAACCAAAUCCCGCGUCACAUCCCGCCUGCACCCCUGGCGGCCUCGCCGCUGCUGCUCUUCCUGGCGGCGGGCGUGCUGCCGUUUGGCACCAUGUUUAUUGAGCUGUACUUUGCCAUGACAUCGCUGUGGCUGGGCUACUUUUACUACCUCUUUGGCUUUGUGCUGCUCAUUGGUGCGCUGACGUGCGUCAUCAACGCGGAGAUUGCGGUGCUGUGCACGUACGUGCAGCUCUGUGCGGAGGACUACUCCUGGUGGUGGCGCUCCUUCUACCGGGGUGCUAGCGUGUCGCUCUACAUUGGGGUGUACGCAGUGGGUUUCCUGGCCUCCUCGCUGUCCACCCUCACCGGCUUCAUUCCCGUCUUCAUUUACCUCUGCUACAUGUCGCUGUUUGUGAUGGCGUUCUACUAUGCCAUGGGCACACUGGGUUUCGGAGCUAGCUUGUGGUUUGUGUACAGCAUAUUCAAGGCGGUUAAGGCGGAUUGAGGGACGAGAGGGAUUCGAAGAGAGUUAGAAAUGGAAAUGAGAGGAGGUUGGGAUACACGCCAGUCGUUUGUUGGGCUCCUACUCCUGCAAUGCCAGGCAGUUGGGGACAGCUGGCAUUCCUGGUGACUAGGCCCUCAUUCUUGCGCAUGCAGUAAGACCUGAUGAGCAACUCAUGACACGCAUCGUCCGGGGCUCGGGCAUGGUCACUACCGCCGAUCUGGACUAGUGCUAUUAGUCGUAUACGGGUAUUGGGAACUUUAAGCUCUCGGACUUGCUGGGGCGUCGGAGGGUAGCUGACGACCCUAUGCUGCUACAGCAAGUCACCUUGGCACGUGUGGUGUUCAUCGGCAUGUAUGUCCGCAUCUUGUUGAAUUAUAGGAGAAGGCGUAUUUGAUGUCCUUAAGUCGCUUUGGUGACGAAUGUACGGACAGGCAGAGCAGUAAAAGGUAGUAGGGGUAGGGGAUGAGCGGACGACGACGUCUCGCUUGUGGUGCCUGCGUGUGGCCCUGGCCAUGCAGCCACUGCGUUGCCUGCUUCUUGGCUUCUGCAGUGUAAUGGCCCUUGGCAGCUGUCUCCUUUACGUUGCUGAACCUCUCCCUUCGGCAGUCUAAGUGAGCGUUACACCCUAUACAAUAAGCCUCUCGAGAUAGGUUAGGGGCGACACCCAGCACAGGACUGUCUGUGUGAUGUGGCGACGGGGAAAGGGAGGCAUAGGGAGCUGGCGAAUAGCCGUUACUUGGUGAAUAGAGACCGUGUAUUAAGGCUGCAUGCAGUGUAGAUGGGCAAUCGCGCAUGGAUCAGGUGGGUAAAGCGCGUCAUGAGCGAAGACAGUUACCAGGAGUGAAGAGGCACUCGUGCAGUUACCCCCCACAAGGCUGGCGAUUUACUUCAGGAUGGGGGAUCGAGGGCGCACAUACGGGGGCGUGCCGCUGUUUGGAUGCAGAACACUGCCGCACAUUGCUGCACAUGUAUAGCGGCCUGUUCCAGGACUUGAAAGGGCGUACGGCAAGCUAAUCCGGUCAAAGCGGUUGGUUCUUGCAUAGUGGCGCAGCAAAUCUGUGGGCAAUUGGCGUCUCUCCAUCAUAAGUCGCAUUGUUAUCGCUCUGUUUUGCGGCUCUCCCGCUUCUCGCUGCGGCUAUCUCUGAAAGUGACCGGCAUAGCUUAGUACACACCGGACGAUGGCAACUGUAGCUCCCCCAGCGCCUGCAUCAUUUGCUGAAGCUCGGCGAAAACGGGCUUUGGAGUCUCACCAAGCUCUAAGUAAAGCGUUAAAAGAACACCGGUUUGAUGAUGCUCUGGAGCACGCACGUACAGCUUUAGCCUUGGAGCCAGACAACAAGAUGAUCAAGGAGUUCUACAGACUACUGGAGGAGAAACAAGAAUUGGAUGAAACCGACGAUGAUACCGAUGACGAGGGGGCAGCCACGGGGAAGCCCGGGGAAGCGGCUGAGGCUACAAGCAGUGAGGACGACGACGAGGAUGAGGAUGGCUCGGACGAGGGUGAGGAGAGCGAGGAGGAAAGCAGCGAAGAGGACGAAGAGGAGAGUGAGGAUGUCGACGAAGCGGUCGCCAAGGCGCUCAGCGGUCUGCGGCUGGGUGAGCCCGAGGCUGACCCCGACCAGCCGCCCCCGCCGCUGCUGUCCGCUGCCACUCGCGGCGCCAUGCGGGCCAAGCUGGCCGCGCAGAUCAAGGAGCUGAAGCAGGGCGAGAUGGCGGCAAAGCUGAUGGCUGCCGACCCGCUUCUGGGAGCGUGAGCAGGGCGACGACCACCGUACGGGGAGGAAAAGAAGUGAGGCACUGUAAUCCCAGCGCCUCGGGGAAGGUGCGGGAAAGAUGAGAGCGAUUAAGGGAGACUGGAGAGGGGGUGGUGAGCGGGAAGAGGUCGGAAUUGGAUGUGGGCAGUGAGGAAGACAAGGUGGAGCUGUGAAGGUUUUGUUGGGAGGCACGAGGUACGCUGUCCUUCGGGUGUUGCCUGGGGACUGACGGUCCCGACUCGCAUGCAGGCUGCGUGCGCCACGUUUGGGGCGAAGACGGGAGGAGAGCGUACGGCACUUACCCGGUGUGUUAAAAUGACUGGCCGCGAGGCGGAACUGUGCCUCUCCCCAGCAAGGAUGCAAUAGGCAAGGGGUCAUGUGCUGCCGCUUGCAAGCGGCCGCAGAAGGGGAGGAGUCCUAGCUGGCAGCUAGGCAAUCUGCAUGCGCGGAGCGGGGCUACCUGCAAUACCGCGAGCGCACUUCCGGUCAGAGGACGCACGUCCGUGUUGUUUAAUAGCGCGCAUGGGUGGCACUCGUGCGGUUGUUCAGGGCAUGGAACCGAAAGGUGGGCAAGGGCAAUGCGAGCAGAGCGCGGCGGUUUGCGAGCGUACGCGUUGCGGUGAUUCGAUGUGGCCUCUGGGUAAGAGGUGGUUUGACCGCGUGUUGGUAGGCAACUAAAUUCCAGCCUGCGUAGGAUGCCCUGUUAGAAGGAUGGGGCUUACUGGACGAGCGAGGGACGUUUAGCCUCAGCUGUGCCACGGCGGGUUGCUACGAGCACUGGGGGCUUUGGGAAGAAGCACAUCCAGAACGGGGCCCGGCCGUUGGAUUCACGCGGCUGGGCGGUAAAGUGCUGAGAUGCAGCAAAGGUCUGCUUACGGCCGCGCCGGCUUACGCCGGUGCAUUUGAGCAGUGGUGGCGCCAUAUACUUAAUGUGUACACGAGAUGGUCCCCACUUGCGGCCAGUUCUCUUAGUAAACGAGGUAACCCACACGCGCC